Molecule: messenger RNA, 555 nt
Organism: Poecilia reticulata (guppy)
Lineage: Eukaryota; Metazoa; Chordata; Actinopteri; Cyprinodontiformes; Poeciliidae
Source: RefSeq, a predicted model, not a curated record
GCUGCUUUUAUUCUUCAUCACAAGAUGAAAUUCAUCCUUUUUACUUUGUUCCUUUGUGGAUUCAUCCUGGAAAUCAAUGCAGGGCGUGGUUUACAAAAACCAAUAGAAUCUAGAUCAUUCUCAAAAAUAAGGUCCGUUGUGGCAUGUGAGGAAUCAAUGGCUGGAUUAGUGUGUGAAAAUGAGCCUAUAACUGUGAUCAGUGCUAAAUAUGGACGCAGUGAUCAGACGACUUGCUCCAAUGGGAUACCUGAGGACCAGACAAAGAAUACUGAUUGUGCUACGAGGGCAAAUUUAGUGUUUCAGAGAUGUGAGGGGCAAUUUCUGUGCCCUGUCUUAGCCAGUAGCUCUGUGUUUGGAGAUCCCUGUGCCGGGACCUACAAGUACCUGGAGUUCCAAUUAGAACUGUCUGAAGCGACCAUCAGAUCUGCUGUGUGAGGAUGAAAUGCAUCAUAAUCAGUAACAUCUACAGACAUUGUGAUCCACUGAUGUGCAGCUUCAUCUCUCUUCAGUGUCUUUCAGUUUUCUUGUCAUUUUAUUUGUUUUUCUUCUCCAAUC